AUUAACAGUAGUUCAUUCUGUUAGUAUAUACGAUACAAUGUCCGUAGAAAGUUUCGUUGCUUAGUUAAAACAUCUAAGUAUCACAAAAUGGGGUACUCUAUCAUCCUCUUGACAGCAUUGCUCCUACGGAGUAUGAGUAUGAUAGUAACUGGGAGUACCGUGAUCGAAGCUAACCCAACUCCUCGUGUUGAUGUUUUUGGGCCUACGUGCAAAAUGGAUGAUGGGGCUGAAGGUAUUUGCGUACCCAACUAUCAAUGCAAUCCGGAAACAAAUGCUAUAGACAAUACUACAUUCGUCGACCUACGAAUUGGCACGUGUCCCCACUACUUGCAAGUUUGCUGCUUAAAUUCCAAUUUGGCGAAGCCCAGCGAGCCAAAAGAAGAACUACCCCGCUGCGGCUGGAGCAACCCUGGAGCAGCGGGAUUGAAGAGCAAGGAAGGUGAAAAUAUUGGUACGGCUGAUUUCGCGGAGUUUCCUUGGAUGGUUGCUAUAUUAAGAAAUACUGCUCCAGAUGUUGACUGGUCACAGGCGGAUUAUCUCGGAGGCGGUUCCAUCAUCCAUCCUUCAGUUGUGAUCACCGCAGCACACAAAGUUGAUGGCCUUUUUGAACAUGAGGUGAAGUGCCGAGCUGGUGAGUGGGACACGCAGGACGACUCCGAGUUGUAUCCGUCACAAGAACGGCGAGUUAGAAAGAUCGUCACGCACGAUGAUUUCUUUAGAUUACAAGCCUAUUACAACGUGGCCCUGCUGUUCUUGGAGAAACCUUUCGCAUUUCGUGACUCGCCUCACAUUGGCGUGGGCUGUCUGGGCAAGACAAUCCCUGCACCAGGCACCAUGUGCAUCACCAUGGGCUGGGGGAAAGAGUUUAAUGGCAAAUACGCCACUACUCUCAAGAAGAUAAAACUGCCGCUUAUUGACUCGGACAAAUGCCAGCACAGCCUACGUAACACCAGACUGGGCUCCCGGUUCCUUCUCCAUCCGUCCCUGAUCUGUGCGGGCGGUGAGACCGGAGUCGACACUUGUAAGGGUGAUGGCGGUUCACCCCUUGUUUGCAGUAUUGAGGAUCCCAAAAAAGACACCCGGUACGCAAUAUUCGGGAUUGUCUCGUCAGGAAUUGGAUGCGGGAGGAGUGACGUUCCAGGUGUAUACGUGAACGUACCCUUCAUCUACGGCUGGGUUGUGGAGAAGAUGAAUGAGGAAAGACUGGAUAAGAACUCCUUCAUCUACUAAACAGAAAUGGAGAAGCGGGAGAUAUAAAUAAAGAUUUGUAACGAUGAUUGUUAACGCCCACCACUGCAAUUAGGUGGUAUUAAAAUUCCACAGGCACUUAUUAUUUUUGUUAAUAAAUAAUUGUGUCACUACCGUCACAUUGCUUUUUUUAUAGAAGAGGGAACAAACGAGCAUGCGGCUCACCUUAUGGUAAGUGACUACCGCCGCCCCCAUGAACAACCGCAAAACCAUGGGAAUUGCAGAUGUGUUGUCGGCCUUUUAGAAAGGUGUAAACUCUUUUCUUGAAGGUCCCUAAGUCGUAUUGGUCCGGAAAAAUCGCCGGUGGUAAACAAUUCCACAGAAAAAUUAUACGAGGAAGAAAACUCCUAGUACAAAGUCUUGGACCGCCAAGCAUCCAGAUGCUGAGGAUGGUAUUGUAAAUUUUGACGCGAUGUGCGUUCGUGAAAUUUGGCGGCUGGAAUUAAUCCGAACAAUUCCUCAGAGCACUCCCAGUGGUAAAUUCGAUAGAAAAUGCAAAGGGAUGCAACAUCCCUACGCAGUGCCAGUAUAUCGAGCCGAUCAGAAAGAACUCGGUCGUCGACGAUUCGAACCGCUCUGCGCUAGAUGCGGUCAAGUGGAAGGAGCUGGCACUGGGGUGCCCCGGCCCAGAGAUGAGAACAGUAUUCGAUAUGAGGUCGGAUUUGCGCUUUAUAAAGUUGCAAGCGAUGUGCCGGCAUGAAAUACUGUCUCGCUCUGCUGAACACGCCAAGAUAUUUAGAGGCCAAUUUGGCCUUCCCUUCCAAGUGACCACGAAACUGCACACUAUUCGAUAUGUCGACACCGAGGAUUCCGAUGCUAGCAACUCUGAGGCAGCAAGGGGAGUGCCUUGAAACUGAGGAAAUUCGACAAAGGGGUUCUUUUUAGCGGUAAACGCGCAAACUUGAACUGGACUAGAUUUAGUCACCCCCAAUCCGAGACUUUGUUUGUAAAGCAAACUUCAGACACAAGUUUGUCGCGGUCCUCGGCGACGUUUUCCCGAGAAAAAUUGGCACGGCCGGUAUUUAAGUCAUCACCAGUGCUGUCGUCUGCUUAUCAACGAAUGUUACUAGUUUGCAACAUGUUAUUGAUAUGCAGGAGAAACAGCGUUGGUAAUAGCACGCAGCCUUGUGGAACACCAGCGUUGAUAGGCUUGAAAUCAGAGCAUGCACCGUCUACUACAACCUUGAUGCUCCGAUCAGCAAGGAAACUGGUGAUCCAUUUGCACAAUUUCUCAGGAAGCCCAUAGGAAGGAAGCUUCGAAAGAAGCGCUUUGUGCCACACCCGAUCGAAGGCUUUCGCUAUGUCCAAACUAACGGCCAAUGACUCCCUUUUAAACCCUACUGCCUCCGCCCAUCUAUGAGUCAGGUAGACCAGAAGAUGACCAGCUGAUCGACCCCGACGAAAACUGUACUGGCGGUCACUAAUCAGCUGGUGAUCCUCAAAGUACCUCAUGAGGUAGCAGUUUAUAAUGGAUUCCAUUAUUUUGGAGAACAAGGAAGUGAUGGCGAUAGGCCUGUAGUUGACCGGAUCUUAGCGGUCGCCUUUUUUAGGGAUCGGGUGGACCAAAGCUGUUUUCCGUGAAUUCGGGACUACGCCUUUGGAGUAGGAGUACCGGAAGAAAAGACGCGUUAAAACCGGUGCCAACUCUGGAGCACACGUCUUCAGCCCAAUGGGAGGGACUCCAUCAGGCCCACUCGACUUGCUGACGUCCAGGGAGAAGAGUGCUUUACGAAACAAGAGCUGUGUACAUCAGUGUUUCCCCCGUCAUCUAGAGUCGAGUUGGACGCAAAGAAGGAGCUUAAAAGAUCGGCUUCCUCCUUUGCGGCAUGGGCCAGUGAGUCGUUCUCUCUGUGCAGAGAUGGAGAGAUGGCUGACAGAAGUUCCCUUGCACAGCCUUGGCGGGAGACCAGAAUACACGGGUACCGACGGUAACACUCCUGCUUAUAUAGUGAUGCUAUUUUACAGGAGCGACCAAACCAUGGCUGGGAUCUGCCUCCGAUUGGCACCACAGAGGAUGGAAUAAAAAAUUCUCUCUUUUUUCUCAUGAUAGACAACAAUUCUCUAAAAUGGUGUGCUAUAAAGGAAUCUCAAUAAACUAUUAACUAUUAUUAAGACUUGGUGUUUUUCAUAUGUCCAUCUGAGACACUGAUUUUUUUUAAAAUUGUGUUUUACUUUCCUCUCUACUACUAGUAGUAUCAAGUGAUUAGUAAUUAAGUUAACCACUUAAUUCAUUAACUUAACUACUAAAUCCCCAGUUCAUUUUAUACUGGCGAUGCGGCCCGGCUUUGCCACGAUAUAAUCUAUUAAUGUAGCUUUAUUUUCAGAUUAAGAUAAUCAAACACCAUUUAUUUUAUCGAUUUUACAUUUUAUUUUUAAAAAGACUCCAAGAUUUUGGAAUAAAAUAUAGCCCAG
This is a messenger RNA of Parnassius mnemosyne (clouded apollo), 3660 nucleotides long. The record is from the annotation of a GenBank genome assembly. Lineage: Eukaryota; Metazoa; Arthropoda; Insecta; Lepidoptera; Papilionidae.